UUCUCUUCAUCCCUCGCUCUCUCAUAAACACUCAAUAGCCCUUAUAACACGGAGUUUAUCUUUUCUAAAAGAAUGGCUUCAAAGAACUCAGCCUGUCUCGCUCUUUUCUUCGCUCUCAGCAUCCUCUUUUUCACGUUGACCGCUGCAACUGAUUGUGGCUGCAGCCCGAGUCCCAAACCCAAGCCGGGCCCAAGUCCUAAGCCUAAGCCGCUCCCAAGUCCCAGCCCUCCCAAGCAUGUCCCAAGUCCGUUUGUUCCAAGUCCCUCGGUCCCAAGUCCUAACCCUACGCCUGUCACACCUCCUAGCACCCCUGGUUCAUCUGGAAACUGUCCUAUAGAUGUUCUCAAGCUCGGUAUAUGCGGAAAUGUCCUAAGCGACCUACUCAACAUACAGUUGGGUCAGCCAUCAGCUCAACCAUGCUGCUCGGUUGUUCAAGGUUUGGUUGACCUCGAGGCUGCAGUUUGUCUCUGCACUGCACUUAGGGCUAACGUUCUUGGAAUCAACCUUAACGUUCCUAUUUCUCUCAGCGUUCUUCUCAACAAGUGUAACAAAAAGGUUCCGUCGGGUUUCGAAUGCACUUGAAUUAGCUAUGCAUACGACGUGCACACAGUUACCUCUUCAAAACAUAUUUAUGGUUUGAUAAAAGCAAGCAAGCUAGAGCUUCAUAUUUAAGUCUUAAUUUUGUUUUAAAGUGAUAUAAUAAAUGCGUGAGAGUUUCAUACUUUUCUUUGUUGUAAGCGUUCCCUGUCGUUGGUGCAUGUAUGUUCAUGUAGCCAUCUAGACCUAUUUUCGACCUGUUUAAUGAUAUAGAUUUUGUAGCCAACGUCUUAGUUUGAAAUGCUUGCAUUUUGGUUAUCACUACAAUC
This is a messenger RNA of Eruca vesicaria subsp. sativa (arugula), 866 nucleotides long. NCBI's taxonomy places the organism in Eukaryota, Viridiplantae, Streptophyta, Magnoliopsida, Brassicales, Brassicaceae. The record is from the annotation of a GenBank genome assembly.